AUGACCAUCAAUACCUAUAAUGAGACUUACGAUCUCAGCCUUAAGCUUCCUCCUUGUCAUAAUCUUCCUCAUCCUCGUCUAACCUCUUACCCAUACUUGCAAGCUGCAUUGGAUCAAUAUUCCUCUGGUUUCAUUUCACGCGAGGUUGUGGCUUCCAACGGCUUUAUCUCCAUGUCGACCGACUUGGUGGUGCUAACAAUACGGUUGGCUCUAUUUCCAUCUCGCGGUGAAGAAGCUCUCUUUCUCCUGUUGGCUCUGAAUUUCUUCUCGAGCAAAGAACAAAUGGGGGAGAUUAGUUAA
Messenger RNA from Microthlaspi erraticum, 300 nucleotides. The record is from the annotation of a GenBank genome assembly. NCBI's taxonomy places the organism in Eukaryota, Viridiplantae, Streptophyta, Magnoliopsida, Brassicales, Brassicaceae.